Mucor velutinosus is the source of this 396-nucleotide messenger RNA. RefSeq lists its product as uncharacterized. The record is from RefSeq and is a predicted model, not a curated record. The coding region runs from base 1 to 396 and encodes 131 amino acids. Lineage: Eukaryota; Fungi; Mucoromycota; Mucoromycetes; Mucorales; Mucoraceae. The transcript has a single exon.
AUGCAAGUUUUUUCUUUAUUUUCAACCAUUGCCCUGGCCAUUGUGUUACUCAUCUCCUUGUCGAACGAUCUGGUAUCAGCUACUGUAACGGUAGAUCAAAGGAUCCAUCCAAGAGCAAGAUUAUCCAAGAGAGGUCGACACUAUCGCGAUUACUUUACUAGCGACAAUGAGCCAAGAGGACCACCUCCUUCACCUCCAUCAGCUUUACCAGCUUUACCAGCUUUACCGGGAUUACCAGGAUUACCAGCUCUUCCUGCGUUGGCACUGCCCCAACUACCUACACUGCCAACAGCUCCAGUUCCAGCAGUUCCAGCAUUACCAAAGACGCCCGCACUUCCCAAUCUUGGAGGCAAAUCGGGUGGCGGUAGUGAAGAUGACGAGGAAGAUGAAGAUUAA